This is a messenger RNA of Drosophila simulans, 2302 nucleotides long. It is a transcript of the gene flr, whose product is annotated as actin-interacting protein 1. The transcript is spliced from 7 exons. The record is from RefSeq and is a predicted model, not a curated record. Gene Ontology annotation, molecular function: actin filament binding. The coding region runs from base 128 to 1954 and encodes 608 amino acids. Gene Ontology annotation, cellular component: cortical actin cytoskeleton. NCBI's taxonomy places the organism in Eukaryota, Metazoa, Arthropoda, Insecta, Diptera, Drosophilidae. Gene Ontology annotation, biological process: positive regulation of actin filament depolymerization; sarcomere organization; locomotion.
ACGGUGGUGCCCACAUCGAUCUUAGCCCACCACUAAUCGUCGGCGAACUUGAGUUUGGUGUUUUCAUUUAUCCGCGGAAUUUCGCACUAAUUAGUAAAGGCUUCAGGAGCACCGAGAAAACACCACAAUGGCACAACCCCAACCACCGGCGUACGAAAACAAAAACAUCUACGCAACUCUGCCGCGCACCCAACGCGGCCAACCCAUCGUUUUGGGUGCCGAUCCCAAGGGCAAGAACUUCCUGUACACCAAUGGAAACUCUGUGAUCAUCAGGAACAUCGAGAAUCCAGCCAUUGCCGAUGUCUACACGGAGCACUCGUGUGCAGUGAACGUGGCCAAGUACUCGCCCAGCGGAUUCUAUAUUGCAUCUGGCGACGCCUCCGGCAAGAUUCGCAUUUGGGACACGGUCAACAAAGAGCACCUGCUUAAGAAUGAGUUCCAGCCUAUUGCAGGACCCAUCAAGGAUAUUAGCUGGUCGCCAGACAAUCAGCGCAUCGUGGCCGUGGGCGAGGGACGCGAACGUUUCGGUCAUGUCUUUAUGUCUGAAACCGGCACGUCUGUGGGCGAGAUCAGCGGACAGUCUAAGUCUAUUAACUCGGCGGACUUCCGGCCAGCCAGGCCAUUCCGCAUUGUUACGGGCAGCGAAGACAAUACUAUCGCCGUGUUCGAGGGACCCCCGUUCAAGUUCAAGAUGACCAAGCAGGAUCACUCUCGCUUCGUCCAGGCUGUGCGCUACUCGCCCGAUGGCAAAUUCUUCGCCUCUGCCGGCUUUGAUGGCAAAGUCUUCCUGUACGAUGGUACCAGCUCUGAACUGGUGGGUGAAUUUGGCUCUCCUGCCCACAAGGGCGGCGUUUACGCAUUGGCCUGGAAACCAGACAGCACCCAACUGCUGACCUGCUCCGGCGACAAGACCUGCCGCCUUUGGACAGUGGAGUCGCGCGAGCUGGUUAGCGAGUUUGUGAUGGGCACCACUGUGGACGACCAGCAGGUGUCCUGCCUGUGGCAAGGAGACAACCUAAUCACCGUCUCGCUUUCGGGCGUGAUCACCUACCUCAAUGUGGCGGAUCCCUCGAAACCGCUGCGUGUGGUGAAGGGCCACAACAAGCCCAUCACCGUGCUGGGACUGAGCGAUGACCGCAGCACCAUCUAUACGGGUAGCCACGAUGGCGUGGUGACCAACUGGAACUCGGGAAGCGGCACCAACGAUCGCAUCACGGGCACUGGACACGGAAACCAGAUCAACGGCAUUGCCGCCUGGGGUGACUUUGUCUAUACCUGUGGCAUCGACGACAGCCUUCGCCAGUUCAGCGUGGAGGGCAACUCCUACACGGACUAUGUGGUGAAGCUUAACUGCCAGCCUCGUGGCUUGGCCAUUUUGCGUAACGAGAACAUCAUUGCACUGGCCUGCAUCAAGGAGUUGACUCUUGUGCAGGACCAGAAGAAGAUCUUUUCGCUGCCCAUCAAGUACGAGGCCAGCUCGAUUGCCGUUAAUGCGGACACUUCCGAUGUGGCUGUCGGCGGUGAUGACCAAAAGUUGCACAUCUACACCCUGAAGGGCGGAGUAUUGGAGCCCAAGGUGGAGCUGGAUCACUUGGGAGCUGUCACGGAUGUUUCUUACUCGCCGGACUUGAAGUAUUUGGUGGCUUGCGAUGCCCAUCGCAAGGUGGUGCUCUACUCAGUGGAGGAGUACAAGCCUGCACACAACAAGGAGUGGGGCUUCCACAGCGCUCGUGUAAAUACGGUCGCCUGGUCGCCCAACUCGCUGCUGGUGGCUAGUGGAUCGUUGGACACUACUAUCAUUAUCUGGUCCGUGGCCAAUCCGGCCAAACAUACUAUCAUCAAGAAUGCCCAUCCGCAGUCGCAAAUCACUCGGUUGGUCUGGCUGGACAACAACACUGUGAUCUCCACCGGACAGGACUGCAACACCAAGGUGUGGCACGUGGAAAGCAUUUAAAUGCACCGGCCGUGAAGAAUAUUUUUAUACUUAUCCAGGGAGAGCAGCCAGCAGCGCCCUGGCUUCAUUUCAUUUAAGUGCAACAGUUUACAUUUAGCUAUUUAUGUCUAUCCCCAACCUCCCCGCACACCUCAUGUCAUGUCUUUAAUUUUAAGCCAAAAGUGUUUGCUAAUCAUCAUAUCAUGGAUAUUCAACUAGUUUGCCCCACUAUCAUUUUCGUAUGUGUUUUUUAAACAAUUUUUAUACUACUGAAACUACGAACUACGAAAGGAAACACAAAGAUAUGUAAAGUACGCCAGCGUACAUAAAUUAUUGUAUUAUGAAAUGAAAUAUACUAGUUUUUGCAUA